This is a messenger RNA of Cyclocybe aegerita, 924 nucleotides long. Lineage: Eukaryota; Fungi; Basidiomycota; Agaricomycetes; Agaricales; Hemipholiotaceae. The record is from the annotation of a GenBank genome assembly.
AUGAGCGGUCCGGUGAUAUGCUUUGCGGGUUUUGCCCCAGAUGAACUUAAGCCGUCGGUCUCCUGCCCGACAACUGCAUCUUCUCAGAAUUACCACCAAAACGACGACGAAAAUUCACAUGAAGCACUGAAAGAUCCUUCAAUUCCUCCCCCAAAGAAGAAGAGAAAACGGACGCCGAAGUCGAAGAGGGAUGGAUAUGCGACCCAGAAGGCUGCGGAGGCAGCUGGUGCUGGAGACGGGGGAAAUGCUGUGGAAGACUCCGGUGCCGAUGCGGACGCUGGUCCCGUUGAUAAGCCAGAAGAACCAAAGAAAUUGAGCAAGAGUGCAAAAAAGAAGAUUCGAGAAAAGAAGAGGAAGGAGCAGUUUGUUUCUGCUUCCGAGUCCCGGCGUUUGAAGCGCAUAAAUGAGAAGCUGGAAAGUACAACGUGUUUUGCUUGUCGUGAGAGGGGUCAUGCUGCUAAGGACUGCCCUUCGAGCAAAUCAGGAGAGGCUGGGGCCGACGGUGGAAAGACGGGUGCUGUAGGCAUUUGCUAUAGAUGCGGCUCGAAGAAGCACGGUUUGUCAAGAUGCAAAAAGCCCAAUAAUCCUGAAGACCCUUACCCAACAAAGCUAAAGGCGUAUACCCAAAUGGUGGAUGCUGCAAGCUUUGUGGGGAGACCUCGCAUCUGGCUAGGGAUUCCUCCUGAUUGUCUAUUCCGUGAAGUGGUUGAUCCAGCGGCAUUAGUGGGCACAGGUCGCGAAGGUGGUGCGGACGAAGAUGACUUCCAUACCAUCAAGCGGACGACCGCAGAGCUGGAUCGCGGCAAAAAACAUGAAGACAAAGUGAAGCGUGUCCUUUCGGUCCAGACUGGUAUCCUAUCAGGGAAACCCGUAUCCUUGGCCAACCCAUCCCCUGCGAAGAAGAAAGUAGUCGUAUUCAAAUGA